AUGCCACAGAAAUUUCUUAUCAGUGGAGCAGGACUCAUUGGAUUAUUACUUGCCCAAGCAUUUAAAUCCCGAGGAAUUGAGUUUGAAAUAUUUGACCGAGAUGAAUCAAUUCAGUUUCGAGAAGAGUCAGGGUGGGCCAUCACCCUUCAUUGGGCUUUGAAAACAUUUCAAAACCUUCUCCCUGAUGAAUUAAAAGAACAAAUAUAUUCAGCUCAAGUGAGACCAGAUUUCCAUAAGCAAGACACUGGGAACUUCAGGUACAUCAAUGCUGGUACAGGGGAAUUUGUGGUAUCAAUUCCACCUUCUGCAAGACUUCGUGUUAGAAGAGAACAAAUUAGAAAAAUUUUACUUCAAGGUAUUGACGUUAAUUGGAAUUGUAAAACUGAAAAAAUUGAUUUUGAUGAAGGUGUAAAGGUUUAUUGUUCCGGAGGUAAAGGUACUACAUUUACUGGAGAUGUUCUUAUUGGAUGUGAAGGUGCAAAUUCCAUCACUAGAAGGUUACUUUUCCCCAAUGGAGGUGGUGAAUUGUAUCAAUUACCUAUUAGAUUCUGUGGAGCAAAAGUAAAGAUGUCAGAAUCAGAAAUGAAUACUCUUGCGAAAAAUUUUGACCCACUUCUCUUCCAAGGUACAGUCCCCGGUACUAAUACAUUUUUCUGGUUUUCGGUACUUUCUUGUCCAGAUUAUACUGGUGAAGAGGGGACAUAUUACGGGCAAGUUAAUUUAUCAUGGAAUGUACCACAAGAUGAAGAUGAGCCAUUCACAACCACCAAGGAAAAGGCAGCCGCUAUGAAAAAGCAUUCCAAGGAUUUAUGUCCAGAAUUAUCAUAUCUUGUUGAUCGAGCUGUGGAGGACUAUAAUUCCAUAGUAGAGAUCAAAUUAUGUGAUUGGGAUGCAGUUCAGUGGGAUACUCAUGGAGGAAAAGUUUUAUUGGCUGGAGAUUCGGCACAUGCCAUGACAAUGUACCGAGGCGAAGCUGCAAAUCAUGGGAUCACAGACGUUGGUGAAUUGAUUAAAAUAAUUGAUUCAUACUAUAGUAAAGAGAAUGAGAAAACGUGGGAAGAGGCAACUACAUUUUAUUGUAAAGGUAUUAAAGAAAGAGCUGCCCCAGCGGUUUUACUUUCAAGACAAGCAUGUAUUGAUGCACAUGAUUUUUCAAAAAUUACACCACAUUCUACAUCUCCAUUAUUAGCAAUUAGAAAGAAAACUUGA
Molecule: messenger RNA, 1209 nt
Organism: [Candida] anglica
Lineage: Eukaryota; Fungi; Ascomycota; Pichiomycetes; Serinales; Debaryomycetaceae
Source: the annotation of a GenBank genome assembly